AUGACUCUCAUACUUCGUCCCGCGACUAUUGCCGACGCAGAAGCCCUAACAAACAUUUACUUCUCAGCGUUCAGCAGCGACGAAAUCUCUCUUCUCUGUUUCCCUCGCUCUCCCGUAUCAUGGACCUGGUGGUACAAUUCCAUCCUGUCCGAAGUCCAAGAUCCCUCAUCCCAUUUCCUCUGCAUCCAAGAUUCUUCCUCUCCGACUCCAGAGAUCAUUUCUUACGCAAAAUGGAACGAUAAAUUUGCUCCCGUGGCCACAAUCAACGAUUUACCAGAAUGGCCUCAAGGCUGUGAUGUAAAGGUUGCGAAUCACUUUUUCGGAACACUGAUAGAAAGACGUAGGGGGAUUAUGGGAGAGAGGAAACAUUGGUAUUUGGAGAUUAUAGCUACGAAGCCAGAAUCCCAGAGCAAAGGAGCAGCGGGAAAGCUUAUGAGAUGGGGGUUAGAGAGGGCGGAUGAGGACGGAGUUGAGACGUAUUUGGAGGCUAGUCCGGUGGGGAAGGAAGUGUAUGAACAUUUUGGGUUCGAGGAGAAGGCGAGAUUGGUGGUUUCAGUGGAUGGAAAGAGUGACUUCGUGGAGUGUAUGAUGGUUAGACCCAGAAAGGAGAAGGUGGAUGGUGUAUAA
Botrytis fragariae is the source of this 627-nucleotide messenger RNA. RefSeq names its product putative gnat family protein. The transcript has a single exon. The record is from RefSeq and is a predicted model, not a curated record. Lineage: Eukaryota; Fungi; Ascomycota; Leotiomycetes; Helotiales; Sclerotiniaceae. Bases 1 to 627 code for a protein of 208 amino acids. Gene Ontology annotation, molecular function: acyltransferase activity, transferring groups other than amino-acyl groups.